UCCGCUCUUCCACUCUCGUUCGUGGUCCCGAACUCCAUGGCCAACGUGCAUCCUCUCCAGCAAGGCCUCGUCCAUGGCGGCCGGAUCCGUGUCCUCAAACCCUCCUCUUCCUCCUCCAACGGACCCGUCGUCUACUGGAUGUUCCGCGACCAGCGAGCUAGUGACAACUGGGCCCUCCUCCACGCCGCCGACCUCGCCGCGCGCUCCUCCGCCCCUCUCGCCGUUGUUUUCAACCUCUUUCACCGUUUCCUUGAUGCCCAUGCCCGCCAGCUUGGCUUCAUGAUCCGUGGCCUCCGCCUUCUCUCUCUUCGGCUCCAAUCUCUCGGUAUUCCCUUCCUUCUCUUGCGUGGUGACGCCGUUGACACGAUUCCCGACCUUCUCUACCGCUGCGGGGCGUCGUAUCUAGUCACCGACUUCUCCCCGCUCCGGCAGGUGCGAGCCUGGAAGGACGACAUCUGCAGUCGGGUUGGCCCUGGCGUCGCGGUCCACGAAGUGGAUGCUCACAAUGUCGUGCCCUUGUGGGUUGCCUCUCAGAAAUUGGAAUACGGGGCCAGGACUAUUCGGGGAAAAAUCCACAAGCUCUUGCCUGAAUACCUCGUCGGUUUCCCCGAGCUUCCAGUUCUCGAGAACAAGUGGAAGGCUUGGGAUCCCCCGGAGAUCGAUUGGGAUGACCUCCUUGCUGAUGUUUUGAGGAGAGGAGAAGAUGUGCCGGAGAUAAGGUGGUGUGAACCAGGGGAGGCGGGGGCAAUGGAGGUUCUUAAAGGGAGUAAGGGUGGAUUUUUAACGAAGAGAUUGAAGAACUAUGAGAGUGAUCGGAAUGAUCCCUUGAAGCCCAAGGGUUUGUCGGGGCUCUCCCCUUACCUUCAUUUUGGGCAGAUUUCAGCACAGCGUUGCGCACUGGAGGCGCAGGCGCUCAGGAAAUCUCAGUCUAAAUCUGUCAAUACAUUCUUGGAGGAGUUAAUUGUGCGGAGGGAGUUAGCAGAUAACUUUUGCUAUUAUCAGCCUCACUAUGACUCAUUACAAGGUGCGUGGGAAUGGGCUCAAAAAACUUUGAUGGACCAUGCUGGUGACAAGAGAGAGCACAUUUACACGAAAGAGCAGCUGGAGAAAGCAAAAACCGCUGAUCCUCUGUGGAAUGCAGCACAAUUGGAGAUGGUUCACUAUGGAAAAAUGCAUGGAUUCAUGAGGAUGUAUUGGGCUAAAAAAAUUCUUGAAUGGACGACUGGGCCAGAAGAAGCUCUUUCAGUUGCAAUAUAUUUAAAUGACAAGUAUGAGAUAGACGGCAGAGAUCCAAACGGCUAUGUUGGUUGUAUGUGGUCUAUUUGCGGCAUACAUGACCAGGUUUAUACCAUUAUAUGGAAUCUCUCUUGUAAACAAGGCUGGAAAGAACGACCCGUAUUUGGCAAAAUUCGUUACAUGAAUUACGCGGGUUGCAAACGAAAAUUCGAUGUAGAUGGCUACAUUUCAUAUAUCAACAAGUUGGUCUUUGAAACCAAGAAGAGGAAGUCCGAGGUAAUCUCUGCUCCAAUAGCCAAUCACGUUCAAAAAGUCAUGAAAUCAAGGCCAUAAACUAGAAAAUUAAACUACCAGUUCUUAGCGUUUACUCUACAUAACUUCCAAUCGAUUUUUGGUUUACUAACGUAUACUUUGACAGCUCUUGUGAAGUUUCUGAUAUUAUCCCACACUGGCAGGCAGAAUUAUUUUGUAAUUCCGCUUUUUAAUUGAUGCUAUUGAUGUACAAUUGGAUUAUAUUCGUCGUAAGUUCAGUGUAGUGUGGAUUUUUGCAUGUAUA
Dioscorea cayenensis subsp. rotundata (Guinea yam) is the source of this 1792-nucleotide messenger RNA. Its product is annotated as deoxyribodipyrimidine photo-lyase. NCBI's taxonomy places the organism in Eukaryota, Viridiplantae, Streptophyta, Magnoliopsida, Dioscoreales, Dioscoreaceae. The record is from RefSeq and is a predicted model, not a curated record. Gene Ontology annotation, molecular function: deoxyribodipyrimidine photo-lyase activity. The transcript is spliced from 8 exons. Bases 37 to 1569 code for a protein of 510 amino acids. Gene Ontology annotation, biological process: photoreactive repair.